AUGGCCAAGAACCCAACCGCAAAGCUUCAAGAGCCCGCCAAAGAUGAGAAGAAGGGAGAAGAGGAGACCGCUGCUCAAGUGGAGAAACCCGUAGUUGAAGAACCAGUAUUGACAGUUGAAGAGGAAAUAUUGAAUAACAUCACAUUGAUCGGCAGAGCAGUCUCGACUAUAGAACCUAGAUUCACCAUCCGGGUCUUACGAACGUUAACCACGUUAAGGAAGAAGUUGAAUAAAUCUGUGCUGAAGAAUGUACUCGAUCAAGCUUUCCCUAAAGGAUCUAAAACGGGUCAAUCGUUAAUUGCCAAUCCCAUAUUCUCUUCUUUACCUUCUUCCUCGAGCGAAGAGUCAAUGGAAGUUGAUCCUACCGAUUCAACUACAACCGCUGGUGAUACUGCUGCUACUACACAGAAGAAGAAGUUUACACCUCCGUUGGAUAAUAGUGGAAAUGACUUGAUCCCUGAGGGAAUCAUUUACUUGAGAUUACUUUUGAUUCUCCUCAAUCUAGAUGCAGGCAAGAUAGUCGAGGCUGGUGAAUUCGCUCUGGAAACUACCGAAAUUAUUAGUUCGCUCAAUCGACGAACGAUGGAUCAGAUUGCCGCGAAAGUGUGGUUCUACUUGGCUAGAUCUUAUGAGCUACAAGGUAGAUUGGCGGAAUUACAGCCAUCGUUUUUGGCUAUCCGACAAACAGCUUCUUUGAGGAAAGACGAGACAUUAGAGGUCACCGUAAUCAACUUGCUCUUGCGAUCUUAUUUGGCUUCUCAGCAAUACGACCAAGCCGAUAAACUUAUCGCCAAAUCCACUUUCCUCGGUGCAGCCAACCAAGCUCAGACUGUCAGAUGGUUAUUCUACGCAGGUAGACUACGAGCUAUCCAAUUGAAUUAUGCUCAAGCGAGAAAUUAUCUGCAGACUGCUAUCAGGAGGGCGCCCAAGGACGAGGUCGCUCCCGGUUUUGUACAACUGAUCCAUAAAUACUUCAUCAUCGUCGUACUUUUGACUGGUGUCAUCCCAGAUAGAGCCAUGUUUAGAAAACCAGUCUUGAAACAAGCUUUAUUACCUUACUUCCAAAUUGUUCAAGCCGUCAGAAUAGGAGAUAUAACAGGAUUCGAAAAAGCAUUCCAAACGCACGAACAAGUAUUCUUAAACGAUUCGACUCAUUUCCUUAUCCUUCGAUUGAGACAUUUCGUAAUCAAGACUGCCCUUCGAUCUAUCACCUUGUCCUACUCAAGGAUCUCCCUAGCGGAUAUCUGUAUAAAGUUGAAAUUGGAUUCUGAAGAAGAUACAGAAUAUAUAGUAGCUAAAGCAAUUAAAGAUGGUGUGAUUGAUGCUUUCAUCGAUCAUGAAAAGGGUUUCAUCGUUUCUAAACAAAUCAAAAAUGUUUAUGAGACGGAUGAACCCACUAUUCAGUUUAACAAGAGGGUUAAUUUCUGUACACAGGUUUACAAUGAGAGUGUUAGAGCAAUGAGAUACCCUCCCAACGCUCACCGAAAAGAACUCGACACUGCUGCCGACGCCAGAGAAAGGGAUAGAGAGAUCGCUCAGCUCAUCCAGGAGAACGAGAAUGAUGCGGAUGAUAUGGAUGAUAUGGGUGAUCUCUAA
Messenger RNA from Kwoniella botswanensis, 1596 nucleotides. RefSeq lists its product as uncharacterized. Gene Ontology annotation, molecular function: enzyme regulator activity; protein binding. NCBI's taxonomy places the organism in Eukaryota, Fungi, Basidiomycota, Tremellomycetes, Tremellales, Cryptococcaceae. Gene Ontology annotation, biological process: regulation of protein catabolic process; ubiquitin-dependent protein catabolic process. The coding region runs from base 1 to 1596 and encodes 531 amino acids. Gene Ontology annotation, cellular component: proteasome regulatory particle, lid subcomplex; proteasome complex. The transcript is spliced from 10 exons. The record is from RefSeq and is a predicted model, not a curated record.